CAAGCUUUUAAAGCAAUAGAAGCAGAUCGGAGUGUGUAAUCAUUCUCUUAUGUUAUAAAUCUCAUCAACUCCAACAAAUGAACAAGUCGCGACCAUCGGUAGUUGAACUGGCGAAUAGUGAGUAGUUUGAUAAUCUGUGUGUGUGCCUAUGUUCAGAUAAAUAACAGAAAAUCACCAGUUAACCUCAAUGUAUAUUACUUAAUUUUACCAAAUAGUUUCUUGAUAUGGGUCUAUAAAAGAACAUUCCACCGCGAUGGACACUAGUACUUCAACUGAAAAUGCGGAGUCAAAGCAAUUCAGGGUUAAAGCCGGCCUGUUCCUAGCGGCAGUUUCCGGAGCCUCAGCCGUAUUUGGCUUUGGAGCCACUGUUAUUGCAGCCAAGAAACGGGAUCCCAAGUAUUUUGGAAAAGGUUUUAUGCCGUCCCGAGAAUUGCCUGAAACGGGUGCUGUUUUGGCCAUGAAGGCACUAGGUUGGGGUACGCUCUAUGCUUUUACAGGGUGCGGAGUGCUAUUUUACGCAAUUUGGAAACUGUCAGGAGCCCACAGCUUUGCUGAAUUCCGGUCGAAAAUGGGAGAGGCCUUGCCUCGAAUCCCCAAAAAUGACCCACCCCAAGGCAGAACGGAGUUCAGCGGAAUGAACGAUCUUUUACAGUAUUUGCAAGAUCAAAAAGGGCAGAAAGACAAUAAAUAACAUCUCAACUUUA
Molecule: messenger RNA, 704 nt
Organism: Dendroctonus ponderosae (mountain pine beetle)
Lineage: Eukaryota; Metazoa; Arthropoda; Insecta; Coleoptera; Curculionidae
Product: transmembrane protein 242
Exons: 3
Coding region: 254-691 (145 amino acids)
Source: RefSeq, a predicted model, not a curated record